GACUGUUGUCGACCAAGAGCAUGAGUCGCCAUACAUCCCUCAGAAGCGAUCGAACACUAGCAAAGGUCGCCACACAGUCACGUCAAUGACGGCCGGUGUGCUUCCGGACGUUCACGAAACCGUCCAAACCCAAGCGCCUAUUCCCCGACUGGCCGCUGAGAAGCCUACCAUCAAAGAUUUCGUCCAUGACUCUAAGAAAUGGCCAACAGUUGUCCUCAAGUACGGAGAGCAGAACGGAGGAGAAUGGGUCGACCUUAGAUGCCCAGAGUGCGGUUGCAACGCCCCUACAACCGGUAUUGGUUUCCUUAAAGGAGCGAAUGGUAUGAAGUAUCAUAUGAUGUCGGGCCACGACUUCAAAGCAACCGAGAAUUUCAUCCUUCUGGCCCAGACUCACGCCUCAUACACCACCGAACAAAUCUUUCAUCUAAACACUGGAGGACCUCUCGCUCCUGCCAUACCUUUGAUACCAGCUAUUGGGAAGGGAGGGAAGACGGCUGAGAGUGGCGAUCGUAUGGCUGGAGGUGGAUUGGCCGAGACGGUGGCCACGGCACCUGCGUCUAAGAAGACUGGAUCCCAAGGCGCCGCGAAGAAGAAGAAAGGACAUAGUUGGAGUGCCGUCACUUACGGACCUCGCCGAACGAGCAAGCCUAGCACUCUUGGACAGACCCAACUAUCGUUCUCCGAAGAAGAGACCCCCCAGCAGAAUGCAAAGAGCGGAGCUGCCUUGGACGAGAGCCAGCAAGUGACGGACAGCAACCAGAAAGCAGCCAAUGGAGAACACGAUGACUCGACUCUGACGGCUCCUAUUGAGAUCAACUAGGACGAGGUAUCAGGCGUCCCCUGUGCAUGGAAUAAGCCAGUGUACGAAGGCUACUCGGAGAGCUCAAAUUAAUUCGGAGCCUUUAUGAGCCGCCUUUACGGAAUGCGGUAGAGGUGUGGGGUAUGAUGUAGGCCUUGGAAGUUUGAUGGGAGUAUCAAAGGGCUCGAAUUUCCCUUCAACAGAUGCGUUUUACCGUAUUGCACUUAUUGGUGUAGCAUUGGUAACAAAGGUAAUAUUGGGGAAAUACUGUUGGACGGAUGUUUUGCAGCAAGUUCGACCCACGAAUUGAUCAUCCAUGCCUCGAAGAUUCUCAAUGAAGAAAGAUUGAUGUAACAAAAACCGUCGAGUGAGGUUAUAUGUGACACAGCG
Messenger RNA from Mytilinidion resinicola, 1189 nucleotides. RefSeq lists its product as uncharacterized. The coding region runs from base 86 to 820 and encodes 244 amino acids. The transcript has 2 exons. NCBI's taxonomy places the organism in Eukaryota, Fungi, Ascomycota, Dothideomycetes, Mytilinidiales, Mytilinidiaceae. The record is from RefSeq and is a predicted model, not a curated record.